AUGCAGGACGCCUGGACUUCUCGCAAAGCUGAGGAGAUCCAAAGCUACGCGGACCGGAACGAAUGGAAAAACUUCUUCUCCGCGAUCAAAGCUGUCUACGGUCCGUCAACGAAGGGCACUGCUCCUCUCCUCAGCGCCGACGGCAGCACUCUCCUGACUGAGAAGACGCAAAUCCUACAGCGAUGGGCCGAGCAUUUCCAGGGCGUCCUCAACCGCCCUUCCGUCAUCUCCGACGCCGCCAUCGCCCGCUUGCCGCAAGUGGAGACCAACGUGGACCUCGACCUCCCGCCAUCUCUCCAGGAGACCAUCAGGGCCGUGCAGCAACUCUCCAGCGGGAAAGCACCCGGAUCGGACGCAAUCCCUGCUGAGGUCUACAAGCACGGAGGUCCCCUACUGAUAGAUUACCUGACUGCGCUCUUCCAGGAGGUGUGGCGUCAAGGUGAAGUCCCGCAAGAUUUCAAGGACGCAACUAUCGUGCACCUAUACAAGCGAAAAGGGAAUCGCCAGGUCUGCGACAACCACCGCGGCAUCUCCCUACUGAACAUCGCCGGGAAGAUCUUCGCUCGCAUCCUGCUCAACCGCCUCAACAACCAUCUGGAACAGGGCCUUCUGCCGGAAAGCCAAUGCGGCUUCCGUCGUCAUCGUGGGACCACGGAUAUGAUCUUCGCCGCCCGCCAACUUCAGGAGAAGUGCCAGGAGAUGCGGACCCACCUGUACUCUACCUUCGUGGACCUGACGAAAGCCUUCGACACGGUGAAUCGUGAAGGACUGUGGAAGAUCAUGCAGAAAUUCGGCUGUCCGGAGCGAUUCACUCAGAUGGUGCGUCAGCUGCACGACGGUAUGAUGGCGCGAGUCACGGACAACGGAGCUGUCUCAGAGGCAUUUGCAGUGACCAACGGAGUGAAGCAGGGCUGUGUGCAGGCGCCUACCCUCUUCAGUCUUAUGUUCUCUGCCAUGCUGAUGGACGCCUACCGCGACGAAAGCCCCGGGAUCCGCAUCGCCUACAGAACGGACGGUCAUCUCCUGAGUCACCGGCGCAUGAACUUCCAAUCGCGCGUAUCCACAGCCACCGUGCACGAACUCCUCUUCGCCGACGACUGCGCCCUGAACACCACCUCCGAAGCGGAGAUGCAACGCAGCAUGGACCUGUUUUCCGCCGCCUGCGAGAACUUCGGUCUGAUCAUUAACACGCAGAAGACGGUGGUGAUGCACCAACCUCCGCCCAACUCAGCCACAGCCCCCAUCGCGCCGCACAUCAGCGUGAAUGGGACCCAACUGCAAGUGGUAGAGAACUUCCCGUACCUGGGAAGUACCCUAUCUCGCAACACAAAUAUCGAUGACGAAGUCGCCAACAGAAUCUCGAAAGCCAGUCAAGCCUUUGGACGCCUCCGAAGCACAGUCUGGAAUCCUCAUGGUCUCCAACUGAGCACGAAUCUGAAGAUGUACAAGGCCGUCAUCCUGCCGACGCUACUGUUUGGAGCGGAGACCUGGACGGUGUACACGAGGCAGGCACGUCGACUGAACCACUUCCACCUCAGUUGUCUUCGUCGCAUCCUAAGGCUGAACUGGCAGGAACGAAUCCCCGACACAGAAGGACUGGAACGAACGGGAAUGCUCAGCAUCGACGCCAUGCUGAGACAAAUUCAGCUGCGCUGGAGCGGCCACCUGGCGCGCAUGGACGACGAGCGACUACCCAAACGACUCUUCUACGGAGACGUCGCGACGGGUUCUCGUCGUCAAGGAGGCCAAAUUCGCCGUUACAAGGAUACUCUGAAGUCCUCCCUGAAGCGCCUGCACAUCAACCCGACCAACUGGGAAGAGCUCGCUCGCGAUCGUCCGACAUGGAGGAGAACAGUGAAGACGGGCGCUGCUAUCUAUGAAGCCAACCGCAUCGCCGCCGCCAAAGCGAAACGCGAAGCCCGCAAAUCACAACUUCGCCCAGUCCGCAACGCCGCCGCACAACCGCUCCCAACGUGUCCUCGAUGUCAACGGACAUUCCGGGCACGAAUUGGACUUGUUGGACAUCUCCGAACCAACUGUGCCUCUCGAACUGCUCCAGCCAUCGUCCCCCCGCCCGCCUCUUCCUCGUCCUCUCUUCCACCAAAUAACUCUGAUAACUCUUCUGAACCACCACUUCCAUCCUCUUCCUCGUCGUCGUCCUCCUCCUCCUCCUCCUCCCCCUCUACUGCCCCAGCGGCGGCCGUUCAGACUGCCGUCUCACACAUCGCCAACCACGACACAACAACCGCAACCACCCCCACCCCUCCCGAUUCCAGUGAUGAGGAUCAGGACUACACCUGCCCUCACUGCGACCGCACCUUCACCUCACACAACGGCCUGGUCGGUCACUUGCGAAUCCAUCGCACAGAGACUGGUGAACCAGUGCCUGGAGCACCAACCUACACCCACCGCACUCGCCUCCACUGCCCACACUGCCCUCGCACCUUCGCUCAUCGCAUGGGUCUAUUCGGCCACAUGCGCAUCCACGAGAGCGGAAUUGACCGCAGCCUUGACACACCCACCCGCCGAGCCCCACUCCCGAUGCACCACCUUGUGCACCCACUAACCACUCCCCAGCCGACAUCGACGCCACCGACCUUACCACCCCUCACUCCUCCCCUUCCUCCUCCUCUUCCUCCUUCACUGCCACAACGACGGCCACUCCGGCGUCUGUAG
This is a messenger RNA of Spirometra erinaceieuropaei, 2676 nucleotides long. The record is from the annotation of a GenBank genome assembly. NCBI's taxonomy places the organism in Eukaryota, Metazoa, Platyhelminthes, Cestoda, Diphyllobothriidea, Diphyllobothriidae.